AUGCCACCGCAAAGAUCAAAUGGAGUUAUACCAUUUGAAUGCCACUCACUAUUAAAAUGGGAAGUGGUGGGAAGCGCUGUGCCUCAGCCUGAGGCAGCUGUGCUCCGCCACAAAACGCCCGGGAGAACUUCGCCUCAGGGCACUUCGCCUCGAGGCGGAUCCCAGCGGGGCGCCGCGCGAGCCCCCGUCCCGCCGCGCGCUCCAGGUGCUGCCCUCAGCCCCCGGCCGGGCCCCGCCGCCCCGCGGAGGCCGCUCGAGGACCCGAGCAACGGUCCCGGAGGGGCGGAGCCGCACCUGAGCCCGCAGGGACGGUUCGAAGCAGCGAGCGGACUCCGGCUACUCCGCAGAGACACCGGCUCCCCCGGUCACCGAGGAGACGGGCGCCGGGCUCCGCCACACCGCACGGCGGCCACUGGCUGCUUGGAGCUGUCACUCAGCGCACUCACCCGGCAGGGGUGGCGGUCGGGUUCCCGGACAGAGAAAGGGGAGAGACAAUACCCAGCGCCAAAGAACUACAGCUCCCGGCGUGCUCCGCGAGCGGCCGGCUCCCUGCGGCCAUACGGAACGGGCCGCGCGGGGCAUGCCGGGAGUGGUAGUUCUUCCCCCUUCCCGAGCCGCCGAGCCUCCAGCGAGGAGGGCAGUGCGCAGGCGCGGGUUGGCCGCGCUCUUUCGAACGGAGCUGAGGCGGUGCUGUGGCGUUCUGCGCAGAAUGGAGCGUCCAAAGUGCAGAACUGUGCGCGGUUUUGUACAUUAGCUGUAGUUUUCUACCCUACGGGAAGCUGUGCCGUCCAGACAGCACAUGACACGAGCGACAAGUUCUAAAAA
Messenger RNA from Numida meleagris (helmeted guineafowl), 825 nucleotides. RefSeq names its product translation initiation factor IF-2-like. The record is from RefSeq and is a predicted model, not a curated record. Lineage: Eukaryota; Metazoa; Chordata; Aves; Galliformes; Numididae. The transcript has 3 exons. Bases 1 to 822 code for a protein of 273 amino acids.